This is a messenger RNA of Durio zibethinus, 885 nucleotides long. The record is from RefSeq and is a predicted model, not a curated record. NCBI's taxonomy places the organism in Eukaryota, Viridiplantae, Streptophyta, Magnoliopsida, Malvales, Malvaceae.
AUGGGAAACGCCAGCUUCCUCCUCCCUCUUAUGGUUGUGGUGCUGUUGCAUAACUUUGUGGCUACUUUGUCCUUGGAAUCACUCAACAUCACCACUGACCAAUUGGCACUGCUUGCACUAAAAGCCCAUGUUAGUCAUGACCCUCAAAACCUUUUGGCAACCAACUGGUCUACUACUGCCUCUGUUUGCAAUUGGAUUCGUAUUACUUGCGGAUCUAGGCACCAUCGAGUCACUGCUCUCAAUCUUUCUGGCAUGAAUCUCACAGGUAUAAUCCCGCCUCACUUGGGGAAUCUGUCUUUUCUUGCUUGGUUCAACAUUCAGUAUAACAGUUUUCAUGGCGUUUUACCUACCGAGUUGACUAAUUUACGUCGAUUGAAAUACGUUAACUUUGCUAAUAACAGCUUCAAUGGAGAGAUUCCCUCAUGGUUUGAUUCGUUUACUCAACUUCAGAGCUUGUUUCUACACACUAACAACUUCUCCGGUGCCAUUCCGUCCUCUUUGGGCUCUUUGUCAAAGCUAGAGGAGUUGGUCCUGUAUAAAAAUGAUCUGGAAGGACAAAUUCCUAUAGCAAUUGGAAAUCUCUCUAACUUGAAAUCAUUAUAUUUGAAUGAUAAUCAGUUAUCAGGUCAUCUUCCAUUUGCUAUAUUUGAUCACCUUCCUAAGUUACGACAUCUAGAUUUGGGUUUCAACUAUCUUUCUGGUAGACUUCCAACCAGUUUAUUCAAGUGCCAAAAUUUAGAAACUUUAAUUCUCAAAGCCAAUUCCUUUAAGGGAAGUGUUCCUCUACAAAUCGGGAAUUUGACUAGACUAAAGUGGUUGUAUUUCAAUGGGAACAACUUAACAGGGGAGUCUGUCGAUGGAAAUCGGGAAUUUGACUUCGCUUAA